Recurvomyces mirabilis is the source of this 1431-nucleotide messenger RNA. RefSeq lists its product as uncharacterized. The transcript is spliced from 2 exons. Lineage: Eukaryota; Fungi; Ascomycota; Dothideomycetes; Mycosphaerellales; Teratosphaeriaceae. Gene Ontology annotation, cellular component: mitochondrion. Bases 1 to 1431 code for a protein of 476 amino acids. Gene Ontology annotation, molecular function: protein-arginine omega-N symmetric methyltransferase activity. The record is from RefSeq and is a predicted model, not a curated record.
AUGUGCUCGCGUAGUGUUGCGGUGGAGCAAUGCCGCCAGCAGAGUGGGCAACGAUAUACACGCCAGCAGCCGGAGAAGAAGCCAAAGACAACUGUAGAGAGCAAUUGGCAGCAACGGACCGAUCACUUCCCUCUCAACAAGUCCGAAGACUUCAAGCGGUACCCAACCGUAACAUCAGAUGGAUUGCGCAGUAGGAAAGAACGGCCGAGGCGGGCAAAGAUGUUGAUGCGUGACUUCAUCGAGGACAGCUUGUACAAUCCGCACUAUGGCUACUUCAGCAAGAAUGUGACCAUCUUCUCACCUGGCGCACCUUUCGACUUUAACCGCAUACCAGACGAACCAGAAUUCAACCGCUUGCUGGGCGAGCGUUACAGCCAGUUUGAAGAUGAGCUAGACAAGGAACAAUUCAGGGAGGAUAGACAGCUCUGGCACACUCCCACUGAGCUGUUUCGACCGUUCUACGGUGAAGCAAUAGCACGGUAUAUGGUUGCGAAUUACAAGCUUACGCUAUAUCCAUAUCAUGAUCUCGUGAUCUACGAAGUGGGAGCUGGCAACGGCACCCUGAUGCUCAAUAUUCUGGAUUAUAUUCGACGAGUAGACCCCGAGGUGUACGCGAGAACAAGGUAUCGCAUCAUCGAGGUCAGCUCGGCGCUUGCAAAGCUUCAGGACCAUGGACUAUAUGCUUCUGCUGCGAGUAGAGGCCACAGUGACAAGGUUGAGAUCAUCAACAAAUCGGUCUUCGACUGGGAUACAUAUGUUCCGGAACCAUGCUUCUUCUUGGCCAUGGAAGUCUUCGACAACUUCGCGCAUGAUGUCGUUCGAUACGACCCUGAUACAGAACAGCCAAUGCAAGGGUCUGUGCUCAUCGAUGCCGACGGCGACUUUUACGAGUUCUACGAUCGCAACCUGGAUCCAGUUGCAGCACGAUAUCUACGCGUUCGAGACGCAGCAUGCCAAGACCGACAGUAUGCUGGCCCACUACGGUCACCACCAUGGCUGAGAAAGCUACGGCACAGUCUACCAUUCGCACCGAACUUGACGUUACCCGAGUAUCUGCCUACAAGACUCAUGCAGUUCUUCCACAUCCUUGGGACCAAAUUCCCAGCGCAUCGCCUCAUCACUUCAGACUUCCACAGCUUACCUCAAGCGACCCCAGGCUACAAUGCACCCGUCGUACAAACUCGUUAUCAAAGACGCACGGUCCUGGUGACAACGCCGCUGGUGCAACAAGGCUACUUCGAUAUCCUGUUUCCGACCGACUUUGGUGUUAUGGAGGAUAUAUAUCGUGCCAUCACUGGACGAUUGACGAGGGUGAUGACGCAUGAGGACUUCUUCCAGCGGUGGGCGGAUGUUGAGGGGACGGAGAUGUUGAGUGGGGAGAACGCCAUGCUGGGGUGGUACAAGAAUGCUAGUGUAAUGGUCACUGUAUAA